AUGGGGAAAGAUAUGGCAUCCAGAAAACUUAAAAACAUGGGUUUUCCCUGCACUUGCAAUGUUCCUAGUAUUGGUAGGAGUGGUGGUCUGGUUUUGGCCUGGAAAAAAGAAAUCCAUCUGAAUGUUGUUUCUUCCAUCUUGAGGGGCAUCUACGUGACUUCAACUGACAGUAUCCAUUCAAAAACUUGUCAUAAUCAUUUUGUGUAUGGUGAACCCAAUAGUACCCUCAGACCCUCCUUCUGGGAACAACAGUGUCAACAAACUACUGCCCCCAUAGAUGAGCCUGUCUUUGUCAUUGGUGAUUUUAAUACUCUUUUAGGAACAGAAGAUAAGAAUGGUGGUCUUGAAGUUAAUGAUUCUGAUUUUGAACAUCUAAGAAAUUUUUUCUCUACUUUCAAUUUGCAUGAUCCUGGGUUUUCUGGCCCAAGAUUCACUUGGUCCAAUAUGCAACAAGGUCCUGAUUUAAUUUUAGAAAGGCUAGAUAGAUGUUUUUGA
This is a messenger RNA of Papaver somniferum (opium poppy), 495 nucleotides long. RefSeq lists its product as uncharacterized. Bases 1 to 495 code for a protein of 164 amino acids. Lineage: Eukaryota; Viridiplantae; Streptophyta; Magnoliopsida; Ranunculales; Papaveraceae. The record is from RefSeq and is a predicted model, not a curated record. The transcript has a single exon.